AUGACUACCUACGCUAUUCAGGUUUCUGGCCUUUCACCGUCCACAACGGAGACACAGCUCUCGGAGUUCUUCUCCUUCUGUGGGAAGAUAUCCUCGAUUGACCAUUCCCCAUCGACACAAUCCGCUACAAUUCACUUUGAGAAACCCUCUGCUGCCAAGACGGCACUGAUGCUAAACGGUGGCAAUCUCGAUGGCGCUAACCUCACCGUGAUCAGCGAGAAAGAACACCCAGACGAGGUACCCUCAUCCCCGCACCACGAUGGGGGCUUUGAUCAGAGCGACAAGCCGCGAGCGGGAAUCGCAGCAGAGUAUCUUGCUCGCGGCUACGUCCUAUCCGACCACGUCCUGCAACAUGCUAUUGAAUUAGACAAGAAGCAUGGCAUCUCGUCGCGUUUUCUCAACUAUAUGCAGUCUCUCGACACCACGCUCGGCGAGAAGGCGCUCGGACCCCAAAAGACACUCUCAAGCAAAGUGCAAGAGACGCUGGCGACCGCAACACAGCAAGCGCGGACAAUCGACGCCCAGAAGGGGUACAGUAAGCAGGCGACUGAUUAUUAUUCUCGCGCGGUUGUCUCGCCGUGGGGUCAGAAAGUGAUGAGUUUCUACACGACGACGUCGAAGCAGGCUUUAGAUAUUCAUGAAGAGGCUAGGCGGAUUGCUACGGUGCACAAGCAGCAUAGGGCUGCGGAUUCUGUGAAUACUGACUCGUCGACUGGCGUUGGCAGUGCGGCUCCUCCAUUGGAUGCUCAGGUUUACACCGAAGCCGCACCGGGUCCCGAAGAUAAAGCAUGA
This is a messenger RNA of Fibroporia radiculosa, 792 nucleotides long. RefSeq lists its product as uncharacterized. Bases 1 to 792 code for a protein of 263 amino acids. The transcript has 6 exons. Gene Ontology annotation, molecular function: RNA binding. The record is from RefSeq and is a predicted model, not a curated record. Lineage: Eukaryota; Fungi; Basidiomycota; Agaricomycetes; Polyporales; Fibroporiaceae.